AUGGUAAAGUGGCUGAGUGAUGAAGAGGAAUGUAUGGAGACGGAAGAGUUGUUUGGGGUGAAGUUGAAGGCAUAUCACUUUGCAGAGCUUCUUGCAUGGGUGCAGAAUGGAGGAUCGUUGGUUAAGCCGAAGAAAGGAGCAGCAAAGGAUGCAUCUGCGGCGACUUCUAGCACAUCCAAGAAAGCAUCUACAUCAAAGAAGCCUGCUGGAUCUGCUAAGAAGGUGGCCACUUCCAAGAGUGGAUCUUCCAAGCGCAAAUAUAGUUUGAAUCUUUUCGGUCUUUUGGGUGCACUGGUUCUUUCCUAUUAUCUGGAUGGUCUUGCUGGCAACUUGAGCUUUUUGGCCUACAUGAUUGCUCUCACUGGACUGAGUUCUCAGUUAGCUCUGCUUUUGUGGAUGACAUUCUUGAUUCCACAUGUCUUAGCAAGCCCACAGUCUGCUCCAUUCCCAGACAUAAGCUUUCAAGACUUUAGUGACUUCAUUAUCAACAACUUUGGUGAAAAAAUAUCUCUGCCAACAGUUUUCAUGAUGUUGCUGUCAAUGACCAACAAUACAGAGCUUCUCUCUCUCAAUUUUAAACAAAACCCUGGACCUAAGGCAACAUCAUGGAUUAAGUGUUUAGCACGUGCAAUUAUUGAACAACUUGGUGACAAUGAUGCAGAAACCCUAUUCUCAGAACAUGAGCUAUCCAUGUUUAAAAAUGCAACUGCUAGAGAGAGUAAUGUUUCAUCAUUAGCUGUGAAACUUGGUGGAUUCUCACAUUUAUUGGGCCUUUACCCAUACAAUAAUAAACAAAAAUUCACUGGUACUUUGAAGCACAUAUCACACAGUUCCAUUCAACCAGCACUGUUGAUUUGCCCAAACUCUUCUGUCUGUUUAACUGCAGGCUAUCAUGAACGUACAGCUUCAACUGUGAAUACUGAAGCUAUGCAAUUAUAUCUGAACUCUGAGCAGAUAAUGAUCACAGGAGGUUAG
Messenger RNA from Laccaria bicolor S238N-H82, 975 nucleotides. RefSeq lists its product as uncharacterized. Bases 1 to 975 code for a protein of 324 amino acids. The transcript has 3 exons. The record is from RefSeq and is a predicted model, not a curated record. NCBI's taxonomy places the organism in Eukaryota, Fungi, Basidiomycota, Agaricomycetes, Agaricales, Hydnangiaceae.